Messenger RNA from Tympanuchus pallidicinctus (lesser prairie-chicken), 1785 nucleotides. It is a transcript of the gene ILRUN, whose product is annotated as inflammation and lipid regulator with UBA-like and NBR1-like domains. Gene Ontology annotation, cellular component: phagophore assembly site. Lineage: Eukaryota; Metazoa; Chordata; Aves; Galliformes; Phasianidae. The coding region runs from base 70 to 945 and encodes 291 amino acids. The transcript is spliced from 5 exons. Gene Ontology annotation, biological process: macroautophagy. The record is from RefSeq and is a predicted model, not a curated record. Gene Ontology annotation, molecular function: ubiquitin binding.
CCAUGCGGCGCUGAGGCGGCGGCGGCGGCGGCAGCGGGGCGACCCCGGGGCGGCGGGGCGCGCUUCGCCAUGGAGGGCAUGGACGUGGAUUUGGACGCGGAGCUGAUGCAGAAGUUCAGCUGUUUGGGUACUACCGACAAGGACGUGCUGAUCGGCGAGUUCCAGAGGCUCCUCGGUUUCCAGCUUAGCCCGGCCGGCUGCGCUUUCUUCCUCGACAUGACCAACUGGAAUCUACAAGCAGCCAUUGGAGCCUAUUAUGAUUUUGAGAGUCCAAACAUCAACGUACCCUCCAUGUCCUUUGUUGAAGAUGUCACCAUAGGUGAAGGAGAGUCCAUCCCUCCUGACACCCAGUUUACAAAAACAUGGAGGAUACAAAACACAGGGACAGAGGUCUGGCCUCCAGGAGUUUGUCUGAAGUACGUUGGGGGGGACCAGUUUGGCCACGUAAACAUGGUCAUGGUCAGGUCCCUGGAGCCCCAGGAGAUUGCAGAUGUCAGCGUUCAGAUGUGCAGCCCCAGCACAGCAGGAAUGUAUCAGGGACAGUGGCGAAUGUGCACUGCCACAGGACUGUAUUAUGGAGAUGUCAUCUGGGUGAUCCUCAGUGUGGAAGUGGGAGGACUUCUAGGAGUAACACAGCAGCUGUCAUCCUUUGAAACGGAGUUCAACACGCAACCGCACCGCAAGGUAGAAGGAAACUUUAACCCGUUCGCCUCUCCACAGAAGAACAGGCAACCAGAUGAAAACAACCUAAAAGACCCUGGGGGUUCUGAGCUAGGCACAAUCAGCAAAAACACGUGGGGGCCUGCUCCUGACCAAAUUGAACAAGAUCAGAAUGGACUGUCACAAAACUCUGUAAAUCUCUCCCCCAGCAGUCACUCGAACAACUUGUCGGUAGUGACAUACAGUAAGGGUUUCCACGGUCCUUAUCCCUUCGGACAGUCUUAAAACACACACACACAAAAACGGGUAUCGGCAAGAGGAGAAUUUAACAGAGAACUGACUUGUGGGGGAAGGGAGAGGGGGAUUCAUGUGGCAAACAGACGCGGCGUGGAGCCCCCUUCUCUGCCUCCAUGUUCUGGAUAAAGAAGACAAAAAAAAAAGCCCAAUAACUUAAGACUGUUUCCGGAGGAAAGAUCUCAGUAUGCAUGUGUGAAUGCUGAAUUUCAGGAGUGCUGUUUAAUGCUAUGAGAAGGAAACUAUACCAACACCGUGAUUUUUUUUUUAUUUUUCUUUUUAGAAGUCAUUCUCACACAGGAUAAUUAGGUAGCUUGAGAAGUUUAAGAGAGAAAAUGAAAUGAAAAAGCCAUCUUUUUAAGCAAUUUUGCCUACGGAGCGGUUGUAGUUUGAGCAAAUGUUUAAUUUGUUUCUCUCCUGUUUUUUAAAUAAGGGACAGCGUGCAUUUGUGUGGAACUGUCAUGUUUUGCUUGUUACCCGAUGGACGUUUGCUUGGCAUCUUCUGGGGGUUUGUGCAGUGACUUCUUUGUGUUGGAUGCGUUUGAAUGGCGGGUUGGGUCUGUACCCAGCUCAGCGUUUUUAAUUUCACUUCUGAUUUUAUUUACCCACUUCUUAAUUCUUUUUGUGUCGUCAUUUGUUUCCUUUUGGUUCGAGUGUUGCUGUCAGUUGCCCUGCUGAGGACCAGGUCUCAGCAUCACAGUUGAAGAGAGGGACUGUGGGACUGGGGUAGGAUAAAGGAGGGCUCAUUUCCCUUCCUCUUGCACAUGAAGUGCUCGUAUACACAACCCUAUGAAUAAGAAACAGACCUAUUAAAGUUCCAGAGCUGUCCUA